CCGCAGCUGCGAGGCGCUGAGGGGAGAGGCUCCUCCGCCAGCGCCGCGGUGGGGACCCGUUAGAGCGGAAGCGCUACAGCCGCCGCCACCUCUUUCGCUGUCCCGGCGCCUCAGGUACCCGGCAAGUAGGAGGCGGGAGCCAUGUCGAAGAGGCUCCGGAGCAGCGAGGUGUGCGCUGACUGCAGCGUGCCGGAUCCAUCCUGGGCAUCAGUAAAUCGGGGAACUUUCAUAUGCGACGAGUGCUGCAGUGUCCAUCGGAGUCUAGGACGCCAUAUCUCACAAGUAAGGCAUCUUAAACACACACCGUGGCCUCCAACCUUGCUUCAGAUGGUUGAAACCCUGUAUAAUAAUGGUGCUAAUUCUAUAUGGGAGCAUUCUUUGCUGGACCCUGCCUCUAUUAUAAGUGGAAGACGUAAAGCUAAUCCACAGGAUAAAGUACAUCCUCAUAAAGCGGAAUUCAUCAGAGCCAAGUAUCAGAUGCUAGCAUUUGUUCAUCGUUUGCCCUGCCGGGAUGAUGAUAGUGUGACUGCCAAAGAUCUUAGUAAGCAACUCCAUUCAAGCGUGAGGACAGGGAACCUUGAAACCUGUUUGAGGCUGUUAUCUUUAGGAGCACAAGCCAACUUCUUUCACCCUGAAAAAGGAAAUACCCCGCUCCAUGUUGCCUCCAAAGCAGGACAGAUUUUACAGGCAGAAUUAUUGGCAGUGUAUGGAGCAGACCCAGGCACACAAGAUUCCAGUGGGAAAACUCCUGUUGAUUAUGCGAGGCAAGGAGGGCACCACGAGCUGGCAGAACGCCUCGUAGAAAUACAGUAUGAGCUGACUGACAGACUAGCCUUCUAUCUUUGUGGCAGGAAACCAGAUCACAAAAAUGGACAGCACUUUAUAAUACCUCAAAUGGCAGACAGCAGCCUGGAUUUGUCUGAAUUGGCAAAAGCUGCUAAGAAGAAACUUCAAUCUUUAAAUAAUCAUUUGUUUGAAGAACUUGCCAUGGAUGUGUACGAUGAAGUUGACAGGCGAGAGACUGAUGCAGUCUGGCUUGCCACGCAAAACCACAGCACCCUGGUGACUGAGACAACCGUCGUCCCCUUCCUUCCGGUCAAUCCUGAGUACUCUUCAACACGGAACCAGGGCAGACAGAAAUUAGCUCGAUUUAACGCCCAUGAGUUCGCCACGCUGGUUAUUGACAUUCUCAGUGAUGCCAAGAGGAGACAGCAAGGCAGUCCUCUCUCUAGUUCAAAAGACAAUGUGGAACUCAUCCUGAAAACAAUCAAUAACCAGCACAGUACUGAGAAUCAAGACAAUGACCAGCCAGACUAUGAUAGUGUUGCAUCAGAUGAAGACCCAGAUCUGGAAGCCACUGCAGGCAAGGCAAACAGGCAGAAGAGCCUAGAUUCAGAUUUAUCAGAUGGACCAGUCACUGUGCAGGAAUUUAUGGAGGUCAAAAACGCUCUAGUGGCUUCUGAGGCCAAGAUACAACAGCUAAUGAAGGUGAAUAACAACUUGAGUGACGAGCUGAGAAUUAUGCAGAAAAAGCUUCAAACACUCCAGAGUGAAAAUUCGAACCUCAGGAAACAGGCUACAACCAAUAUAUAUCAGGUGCAAACUGGUUCUGAGUACACAGACACUUCCAACCACUCUUCCUUAAAGCGACGUCCAUCUGCCCGGGGCAGUAGGCCCAUGUCCAUGUACGAGACGGGAUCAGGUCAGAAACCAUAUCUCCCAAUGGGAGAAGUGAGCCACCCCGAAGAGAACAGGACGAGACUCCAGCCUUUCCCCGCACAUAUUGGGAGGAGUGCGCUUGUGACCUCCUCUUCGUCUCUGCCUUCCUUCCCCUCCACACUUUCCUGGUCCAGGGACGAAAGCACCCGAAGGGCAUCUAGACUGGAGAAGCAGAACAGCACACCUGAGAGUGACUAUGACAACACUCCCAAUGACACGGACCCAGAUGACAUUGGGUCAAGCAGGAAGGGAAGGCAGAGGAGUAUGGUGUGGCAAGGUGAUGGCUUAGUACCAGAUGUGGCAGAACCUGCCACUGCCCCAAGCCCCAUCCUCCCCAGCACCGAAGAUGUCAUCCGGAAAACUGAACAGAUCACCAAAAACAUCCAGGAACUCUUAAGAGCAGCCCAAGAAAAUAAACAUGACAGUUAUAUUCCCUGCUCAGAGAGGAUACACGUGGCUGUUACCGAAAUGGCAGCAUUAUUCCCCAAAAAACCCAAGUCUGACAUGGUGAGGACUUCCCUUCGCUUACUGACAUCCAGUGCCUACCGACUCCAGUCAGAGUGCAAGAAGACGCUCCCAGGUGACUCAGGCCCGCCCACGGACAUCCAGCUGGUCACGCAGCAGGUCAUCCAGUGUGCAUACGACAUUGCCAAGGCCGCCAAACAGCUGGUCACCAUUACCACCAAAGAGAACAACAACUGAACUAGUGGAGUGCUGACCCUUCUAUUUUCUAGGCUUUUCAAAGUCCAGUUACAAAUUGAGACAUGGAACUCUUCUGAUUUUUACCAGAAACAAACAUUUAAUGAAAGUUAAAAACUUUUUUUAAAAGCUCAGUAUUAUUUUUGCAUGUUUUCUAACAAAUUUUCAACUAUUAAUUUAACCCACUUGCCUUAUUUUGUGACUGUGAGUUAAUGACGGUAGACAUCCAAAAGCAUAGCUUCAUUGUUGCAAGUUUGUUACAACUUUUCCAACCCUUAAAACUCCCUGCCUAUGGUUAAAACUAUAAAUGAGAUGUUUUAGUACAUUUUCUUGAGAGUGUUGGGGAAAAAAUAAUCUACAUUGUCUGUUCCCUACCAAACAUUGUGCAAUAACUGAAUUUUCCAACCUAUCGGAAGAAUCUCUUAAGUUUGGAGUAUCUCCAAGCAUAUAUGUAGAGACAGGACUAUGCCACUUUUUUAAAAUAGCAUAACGAUCUCUCUUGGAAGGAAACAAUGAAUUGCUCCAUUUAACUGUUCUAUCAGAUGUCCUUUAAUUUUUCUAUCUUGAUCUUCAGUCUGUUCUAUUUUACUAUCAUCCUGAAGUCUCCGUGGCGUCAGAUAAGCACUCAUCCUCCAUGUCAUGUGUCAUCUGGCCACGUCCAGGUAGGAGCUCCGCCCUGUUACCCCACACAGCCUGCUGCUCUACCUUACCACAGGAAACCAGCCUUCAUUCCAGACGUGCGGCAAAUGGGAGCAUCGGCCCAAUGGGCCAUAAUUCAUUCUGUACCACCCUCCUCUUUCACUGCCAUAAACCAUGGGAAGAGAAAUAAUCUACUCCCUGACCUUGUUUUGUACCUCUCACCUAAAACUCGGUUAUUCCUUUAAACACUUAAAGCUUUCUCGCAGGACCUGCUUUACAUAGCCUGUCACCUAAGGACUUAUUGUAAGGUAAGAUGUAUACAAUCAUUUGAGUUUCUUUCUUUUCCAUUAUCGUGCUGAUACUUAAAAAUUGGACAUCAACUUGCAAGAAUUCCUUAAGGGGUAUGAUCUGGCUGACUAUCCACUAUCCCAGGGCUAUGAAAGAAUGCAGGUUUAAGUUCUGGAACGUGCUGAGAUUGUUUUCUGAGUUGCUGAAGAGACCUUGUUCUGAGUGCUAAAGCAUAUUCCUCUACCUGCUUAUUGCAGCUGUUUUGUGUGGGGGUGACUCAGACCUGACCGAGACCCGAGGCCAGGCAGCAGGGGUGAAGGUGAAUGAAGUGAGCCAGGCGAGGAGCAGGGGUGGGGACACCGAGGGAGCCUAGGGCACACCCAAGGGGCACAGCAGCUCCAUGCGGGCAGCCCUGCGGCAAAGUGGGCCCGGAGUUGCCAGAGCUUGUGUUUCUCAAGAGACUCCAGAAUCUGGAUGUUUUUUGUGCCAUCUCUCUGUUCAUAAGCGUUGGCAACUGAUCUGAACAUUUUCACAGCCCACAUGUGGGUGGGCUGUGGUCUCUCCACCCAUGGCCUCGGCCCUGGGGUCCUGUAAAUUGUAGUGUGAGGUCCUGGCUUCCCUGGUCACACCUGGGUUAAUGGUUGCACCUUAUCCAUAAUGUGGGCACCCUGUCCUGUGUUAAGCUGCUUUUAGUCCUCAUUUUACCCAUAUAUUCUGUCCCAGAGUGCUCAUUCACACACGUGAGGAACUCGAUCAAAGUUGCCUAAAUAGAUGCUAAAUAAGCCUGUACUUUCACAGAAGUGUUUGAUUCAAUCAUCUUUAUACCUUGACCGUAAACUGUCAUGAUAGGAGCACCAUGAUGGUGUUUGGUUUACUAAGUCACUGUGUGUGGAUGCUUUUGCCGGGCUUUGCUACACGGAGCUUGAGGAAAGGGUCCACAUCUCCAAAAGACUCGUCCACUUGCUUAUCUGCACAACCCUAAGUGCCAUGCUCCUGUCAGAUGCUGAGGGGAUGCCUUCUCGAAGGAUGUCUUCUAACUGAAGUGCAAGCACCAUCUGAAAACCUUAGCUGCAUGCUGCGCACACUUAGCUGUCCCUUGUCUUUCUUGCAAACACCUGCCGUCGGAUUGGGCACACAUGGGGCCCUCAGGAAAGGCUCAGCAGCAGUCUUCAGUUGGCGACUGUGGCCUGGGGGGACAGACUUCUGAACAAUGAGUCAUCCACAGCGGGUGAAAUGGCGUCCUCACCUGAGCACUCGAGGACCUGUGCCCUAGAGAAAGUCAAGGAGUGUGGGGACCAAUGACGCGUUUCCAGUUGCAGGAACACCGCAGAAUUUGCUGUUAGCCCACAGUGCCAAAUCUCUGGAAAGAAGUUCCCAGGUGGAGCGACAUGCGGUGGCAGGAGGGCCACAAGGCCCCCUGCCCCCCGAGUGCCUCGCACGGUUCCUCAGCCUCGUCUGAGAUCUGGUGUCGGAGGUCUUCCAGUCCCGUUAGCGAACCGCACCUUGUCUGAACGGUGGUUCACUGCUUUUUGCACAUGGGUUCCAUAGCCUUGCACUAAUGUCUGUUAAUGUCAUUUUUUUACCCUUUAUUUUCAAAUCCCCAUCCCCCCUCCCAGAGCUGGUAGGACAGAGGUGCACUUUACAAAACUGGCACUUGUUGAAGAGGAGACAGCUCCCCCCCAAGCUCCUUUAACUGAAGUCAUUUUCUGCCUCAGAAUGCAAAUAGUUCUUAUUUGCCAAAGAACAAUUGGGCCCAAAGAUCAAAUACAGCAUUUCAUGUGAUUGGAACUGUAAAUGCACAACUCAGGAGCUGUUGUCCAAUUCCUCAAGAGAUUUAAGCUGCAGAACCAAGAGUGAGGCUAGCAUGUGUUUGUCCACAGCAGCUGUGAGCUUUCCAAACAUAAUUUUCCUCCUUUCCUUGUCCCAGUUGAAGGUCACUCUUGUUUUUACAAAAGGAAAUGCUGCAUAGGAAAAAAUGAAAUGCCUUUUAUUCAAAUGUGUUUUAUCUAUGUCACCCUUUAUUCUUGAGUUGUUCUUCAUUUUUAUUGUACAUUCUAUUCCUGUAAUUAUUGUACAACCCUUUAAGCAUUGUAAAAUUGUUUUGGAAUUUGUGCCUGCUAGUUAUGCAAUAAACAGGCUCUAUAACAGAA
This is a messenger RNA of Pteronotus mesoamericanus, 5495 nucleotides long. RefSeq names its product GIT ArfGAP 2 (gene GIT2). Gene Ontology annotation, biological process: brain development; regulation of G protein-coupled receptor signaling pathway; synaptic vesicle recycling. The coding region runs from base 142 to 2421 and encodes 759 amino acids. Gene Ontology annotation, cellular component: synapse. The record is from RefSeq and is a predicted model, not a curated record. Gene Ontology annotation, molecular function: GTPase activator activity; small GTPase binding. The transcript has 20 exons. NCBI's taxonomy places the organism in Eukaryota, Metazoa, Chordata, Mammalia, Chiroptera, Mormoopidae.